Messenger RNA from Cephus cinctus (wheat stem sawfly), 2019 nucleotides. RefSeq names its product dymeclin-like. The transcript is spliced from 4 exons. The record is from RefSeq and is a predicted model, not a curated record. Gene Ontology annotation, biological process: Golgi organization. Gene Ontology annotation, cellular component: Golgi apparatus. Lineage: Eukaryota; Metazoa; Arthropoda; Insecta; Hymenoptera; Cephidae. The coding region runs from base 135 to 653 and encodes 172 amino acids.
CACUGGGAGCGGUGGAGAAGAACAACGUUCUGAGGUUUCGGGUUUGGCACUAGGAUCAAGAUGGGCAAUAAAUAGUAACACCUAUACUUCGAAUACUUUACAAUGCACCGGACAAUACUUCGCAUCAUAUAUACAUGUCCCUCAUAAUUCUACUCAUACUUAGUGAGGAUGAAAUUUUUAACAAGAAUAUACAUGAAACUAUGUUAAAAGGAGUAUCAUGGUAUACAGAAAGGUGUAUAAGUGAAAUUUCCCUGGGUGGGCUAUUAAUUCUUGUGGUAAUACGUACUAUACAGUAUAACAUGCUUAAAAUGAGGGACAAAUAUCUGCAUACAAAUUGUUUGGCAGCUUUGGCAAAUAUGUCAUCUCAAUUUCGAGGGUUACAUCCUUAUGUAAGCCAAAGACUCCUAAGUUUGCUCGAAACAAUGGCGAAGAAGUACUUGAAAUUAGAACAACAUAUUCAAUCACAACCGUUGACCGGGAUUAGCAUUGCUAUAAACGUAAACGGUAAUGUGGACAGUGCAGAUUUGGUGAGUAAUUCAAGAGUACUGAUAAUAUUGAAAAAAAAGCUUUUAAAAUAUGUAAUGAUGUUGGGUCCUUUUUUUCAAUCACUUAAACUGCAAAUUGAAAUAUUAAGGAAAAUUGUAAAGGAUUGAUCUCCGAGGACAGCCCGAAAAAGGAUAUUUUUAGACAUCUGUUAGAACUAUUAAUAAUCUCUCUUCUCACUUGUUUCAACACUAACCGUCUGUGGAGGUUGCAAAGGAAUAUUAAGAACAAUACGUGCUAAUAUUAUAAAUAGGGUUACCCCCUUUAUUUAGAUGGAAAAUAGGAAUCAACUCAGCUUCAUAAGAACCCAGUUCAGUAGACAAUACGACCGGACAAUCAGCCUUCCUUCUGUCCAUACGAAUUUCUCGCGAUACCAUCGCGUCUAACUAUCCUCGAUCGUUGCGGCGGAUCUUACUUACUCUCUUCGCACACAUACACACACUACUCAUCCGGCGCGGCGCAUUAGCGUUGGCGUAUGCGCUGACCACUAGUACCACCAAGCCUCGCAGGGAGUCCAACAGAAUUUCAAAGUCCGAAAAAAAAUAAUUAGCUUUAUCAUAUCGUACACUAUUCAUAAGGGCUGUAAUUUGGACGAACUUUAUGAAAUGAAGGAUAUGAAAUCAUUCUCGUUUGCUUAAGAGCUCAGUUCAUCACGACAAAGAAAGUAUAAGUUCGUGCUCUUUAAAGUUCGCCAAUCAGAAUGUGGCGUCGACAGAAACCUAAGUAGUAAUAGAUCCGUUAUGGCGAGACUUGGGCGUGGCCUAAGUAGAGGUCGGGAUGAGUCCCAAAAGUUUUGCGGCUGAAAUUUUUCAUUUCAAAAUUUGAGAUGAAAAUUUUUCCGUAUGAAAACUAAGUGCAAGAGAUAAGUUCUGCGUGAGAAAUUUCUUCGUUCGAUGGUGGUCUGCAAGAUAACUUUUAUGACUUUGGUGACGUUCGAAAACUAGUCGUGGAAUCGAAAACAUUUGCGACGGAAAUUUUUUCAUUAAAAUUUCCAGGCCCAAAAGUUGUGCGAUGGAAAUUUUUCGUUUCAAAAUUCGAGGUGAAAAUAAAAUAAUGGUCCGAAUAAUAAUGAAAUUCUUGGAAAACUAGUUGCAGUCCAAUAAGUUCAACGUGUGACAUUUUUCGUGGAACAAGAUUUAUUGGCAAAACGAAGGAAAGAAACUGCAGCGAGUCGCUAGGAUUGCUGGCGCCUUCAAGUUUUCGACAGUCUGUCGGGCAGUCGUAGCCGUACACCUGGUUCGUAGACAAAGUUCAUAAAUCCCUGUAGUCGUUAACAACACUUUGCCAUGAGGAAAACCAUAAGGUGUGAGAAACUUGGCCAACUCGACACAGGAAAAAAAUAUUGCAAAAUGGUGCGUGAUGUGCAUAUGCGAAGAACCGGUGAUGCCCAGUUGCGCACAAACCCAAUUGGACACAAAUGCGAAUUUCUGCCUCUUGAGCGAUAUUUCAUCAUUAAUUCAACUAUAUUGUAAGUUA